This is a messenger RNA of Acanthochromis polyacanthus (spiny chromis), 6426 nucleotides long. It is a transcript of the gene brinp1, whose product is annotated as bone morphogenetic protein/retinoic acid inducible neural-specific 1. Bases 628 to 2913 code for a protein of 761 amino acids. The transcript is spliced from 9 exons. The record is from RefSeq and is a predicted model, not a curated record. Lineage: Eukaryota; Metazoa; Chordata; Actinopteri; Pomacentridae. Gene Ontology annotation, biological process: negative regulation of mitotic cell cycle; positive regulation of neuron differentiation.
GUCUGCCAUGACCGUCCUCUACAAUACGAGACUGUAUUCUUUGUACCUCCCCUUUCUCGCCCUCAGUCUGUGCAUCCCAGCCUCCCUUCCUAGAUAUCCAUCCCACACCUCUCCACCCGCAAACGGUGAGAAAGCGAGGGAGAGAGAGAGAGAGAGCGAGCGAGCGAGCGAGCGAGAGAACAGUUUCAAACACGUCGACAUAAAUCUCACUUCUAGAGCUCCCCUUUUUUCCUCCUUUCCCUCCUGACGGACUUCAUUACUUUAUUCCUCUGCGCGCCAAUGCCCGAGACCACGCAGAAACGGAGGAUUUUUUUCCCUUGAGCAUGAAAAGGAUUGCCAAAUCAUCCGCAAUCCAACAUCACCGACUGAGCCACCAGCAUGAGCACUGGAUACAUAUGCUCCAGCAGAAGUUGUUGGCCAGAGAACUAAGAAAUCUUGGACCACAGAUACAGCUAAGAGGGGAGAGUCAGUUUUAGAGCAAAGCGGUUGGUCGGAGGAGGGAACUCUUGCCAACGUCUCGUGAUUAGCUGUUCGUCAGAGGGGGUGAAUUCGAAGAUCAAAUUGGAAAGGAAACGAGGUCUCCACAUAAUGGAGCGAGAAUGAACAGAGAGCGGCUUAAAAAAAAGCAUGAACUGGAGGUUUAUUGAGGUCAUCUGCUUCCUGUUUAUAUGGGACCAUAUAACAGUUCAGUCUUCCCGCCAGGACCCGUUGGCCACUGAACAACAUGUCACCAAGCAAUAUGACUGGCUCAUCUCUGACCGUGGACCUUUCCACCACUCUCGGAGUUAUCUGUCCUUUGUGGAAAGAUUCCGCCAAGGAUUUACGACCAGAUAUAAAAUUUAUAGGGAAUUUGCACGUUGGAAGGUGAGGAACACAGCGAUCGAGAGAAGGGACCUCAUCCGGAACCCUGUGCCACUCAUGCCUGAGUUCCAGCGCAGCGUACGCUUGCUGGGCCGCAGACCCACCACUCAGCAGUUCAUUGACACUAUCAUUAAGAAAUAUGGAACCCACAUUCUCAUCUCAGCCACCCUGGGAGGAGAGGAGGCUCUGACUAUGUACCUGGCCAAAAACAAGCUGGACAGGAAGCUUGCCAACGCUACUCAGAAUGUGGAAGCCCUUCAUCAGCUGGCAUCGUCCUACUUCAUUGACCGUGACGGCACAAUGAGGAAGCUGCAUGAGAUCCAGAUUUCCACCAACGCCAUCAAGGUGACAGAGACACGGACGGGGCCACUGGGAUGCAGUAGCUAUGACAAUCUGGACUCAGUUAGCUCAAUCCUCCUGCAGAGCCCUGAGAGCAAGCUUCAUCUGCAAGGUCUUCAAGUCAUUUUCCCAGAGUACCUGCAAGAGAAAUUUGUCCAGUCAGCUCUGAGCUACAUUAUGUGCAACGGAGAGGGGGAGUACGUGUGCCAUAACAACCAGUGCAUCUGUCAGUGUGCCGAAGAGUAUCCCCAAUGCAACUGUCCCAUCACCGACAUCCAGAUCAUGGAGAACACCCUGCUGGGGAUGUCUGAGUCGUGGGCAUCCUCUUAUAAAGACUUUGAAAACUCUGACGAGUUCAAGUCCUUCCUGAAGAGGCUGCCCUCCACUCAUUUCCUGCCGAUCAGCAGUGUGCACCUUCUGUGGGGCAGUGACUGGGACCUGCAGUCCCGCUACAGGCUCCUUCAGAGUUCCCUGGAGAUCCAGCGCCUCAAGAUCCAGCGCACCGCUCGCAAGCUCUUUGGUCUCAGUAUCCGUUGUCACCACAAUCCCAACCACCAGAUGCCUAGGGAGAGAUCUGUGAUGCAGUGGCUCAACAGGGUUCAGUCCUUCCUGUACUGCAAUGAGAAUGGGUUUUGGGGGACCUUCCUGGAGAGCCAAAGGACAUGUGUGUGCCAUACAGGUGUCACACUGUGCCAACGUCCCAUCCCAUGUGUCAUAGGGGGCAACAACAGCUGUGCCAUGUGCAGUCUGGCCAACAUCUCGCAAUGUGGCUCCUGUAACAAGGGCUACAAGUUGUACCGUGGUCGCUGUGAGCCCCAGAAUGUGGACUCAGAACGUAGUGAGCAGUUCAUCAGCUUUGAAACUGAUCUAGACUUUCAGGACCUGGAACUGAAAUAUCUGUUGCAGAAAAUGGAUUCGCGAUUGUACAUUCACACCACUUUCAUCAGUAACGAAAUCCGACUAGAGACAUUCUUUGACCCACGAUGGCGCAAACGCAUGUCCCUGACUCUCAAAAGUAACAAAAACCGGAUGGACUACCUCCACAUGAUAAUCGGUUUGUCAAUGAAGAUCUGCCAGAUGCGAAACAGCAGCAUUGACCCCAUGUUUUUUGUCUAUGUCAACCCAUUCAGUGGUAGCCACUCAGAAGGCUGGAGCAUGCCCUUCGGGGAGCACGGUUACCCACGCUGGGAAAAAGUACGACUGCAGAACUCACAGUGCUUUAACUGGACUCUCCUGCUGGGCAACAGGUGGAAGACCUUCUUUGAGACGGUGCACAUUUACCUGCGCAGCCGUGCAAAGAUCCCAACUGGCCUCCGCAAUGAUACAGGACAGGGCCCGGUAGAUCUUGCAGACCCUAACAAGCGUCAGAUCUACAUAAAAAUCUCUGACAUCCAAGUGUUCGGCUACAGCCUGCGCUUUAACGCUGACCUGCUUCGUAGUGCUGUGCAGCAGGUUAACCAGUCAUACACGCAAGGGACUCAGUUCUACUCAUCCUCAUCUGUUAUGCUUCUGUUACUGGAUAUUAGGGAUCGGAUUAACCGACUAGCGCCUCCAUCUGCACCCGGUAAACCCCAGCUGGACCUGUUCUCCUGUAUGCUAAAGCAUAGGCUCAAGCUCAACAACAGCGAGAUGAUUCGAGUGAAUCAUGCCUUGGACAUGUACAGCACAGAGAUACUAAAACAAUCAGAUCACCUGACUGCUAAACUCUGUUGAACGUAACAUUAACACAAGGACAGCAAACUAAACCGGAACGCCCAACAAAUGAACUAAGAGGGGAUAUUAAUCUAAUUUUUUUUUCUCUUUUUCAUUUUUUGACCUUUUCUGCCUUUUGAUGUAAUAUUAACUUUGUAAGCAUAAUUCUUAAAGAGAAAAAAAAAAGGAAAAGGCAGUGAUGAAAAGCUUUUCUGGCAGAUAAAGAAGAUUAAUGGAACCACUAUAAGGACUGUAUCAUAUUUGUCCCAGCAUGUCUGUAAUUCCCUAAAAUAAUUUAAAAGAGAGAGAGAGGAAAAAAAUAAUUUAAUCAAUGUACUGGUGAAAAAGAGGCCUUGAUUUUACUCUGAGGGAUCAAAGGUUAUAUCUGAAACUGCCAUUGUUUAUUGAAAAGAAAAAAAAAACAUUUUUAAAGGAAUAAUGAUACAACACAAGGGCAGACCAGAUAUCAUUUUAUUUCAGCUCAAAUAUUUCAGACGUAAUGGACAGUUUAAUAUUAAAAAAUGUUUAUACAUUGUAAGGAUUAAAUAGCCCUAGUGAGUAAGUAGUCAACACAUUACUUCUAGACUCUUUAUUACAUUUCAGACCCACAGUGAAUCUGCAUCGCUCUUUGUGAGUAAUGAGGCACUCUAUCAUUGUUCUGACACGUAAGGCACACAGCAGGGCAGUAAUGGAUAGUCAUGUCAAAUAACAAAAGCCAGCUGUUUAUAUAUAUACAUAUAUAUGUGGGUGAAUGUGUCUGUGUGUGUGAGUGUGCGCGCGCGCGUGUGUGUGUGUGUGUGUAUACCUUUUUUUGGCUUGAUGCUUAUUGCUGUUUGUUAAUUGAAUGUGUCAUUUGAGAUUGACUCCAGUCUUUGCUAAAUCUUGCAUUUGGAGCGCUUCUUCCCGUGUUUGAAAUUCAAGCUGUGUUUUUCACAAGGCAGUACCUCCUGGUGCGUGAGUGCAAUAUUGUGGUCUGAAGAUUUAACAAUCAAUGCUAUUUUGUACAGCUUUGCAAAAUGUACAUGUUGUGACUGCUGAUUUGUGGAGCUUUUCAGCACCAAGAGCAAAAUGUAAACAUUCAUCGUUCAGGCACAUUUGCGAGACAACUUAAAGCCAUACACUUCCCUGAGGUAGACAUACAGUAAGGCAUAAAGUCCAUCCCCACUUCACCUUCUUCAUAACACUGAAACAAACAAAAAAAUUGUUUCAUUUGUAUGUUUUUGUUUUAUUCUCUCAGAUGAUUUCAGAUAAGAGCACAGCUAAAAGGAAAGUGACAAGAAAAGGCAUAUUAUGUUGAAUAAGACCGUGUUGUAAAGCCAUUGAAUUUCUAUGUUGUGCUACAGGAAAAAAAAAUUAAUAAAAAUAAAAAGAAGAAAUGGUUAUAUUAAAGCUUAAAAUACCUUUUUGGCAGUGUUUAACCUGUAAGCUUUUUAUGACCACGUGUAAAAAUGUCUGUUUUUUUUCUUUUGAGAUAUGAAAUUUAACUUUUUUUUUUUUGCAUGUUGCUGGAAGCAUCGACAGAGCUGCAACUUUGUUUAACACUUUCAAUCAUCAAACUGAAAUAUGAAACACUACCUAUGUAUUGAUGGUCACACUUUAUUUGGUUAAUCCAAUGCUGAAACAUUUCUAUAACUGAUGACGUUUUGUACUGUAGGUCCAGUCAUUUAUGUGGAUGUUUGUUAACAACAACGAAGACAAGGUCACUCAUGUUGUACAACCGAGUUGUUCUGGCCAUUUUUGGGGGUUCAAAAUUCGCAAAAAAAAAAAAAAAAAAUGCUGCCGUGUCACCCAAAUUGGAAUAACUUUCCUUGAAGUAUAAAAAGCUAUCGGCCCAAUUGCAAGCUUUUCUAAUAACAUCUAAAAUUCUACACUUUCCCGUUUGUUGUAAUUGUUUGGGGUUUUUUGCUUUAUGUCUGUUAUUGUCUUUAUGUAGAUAGUUUGGUUUAUUGCUGUUUUUAUUCAUUUUGUGUUCUUCAAAAUAAUUGUUAUUCUUUUGCAUUGUGAUGAGAACUGUCUAGUGGGGUCAGCUUGAAAUGCAGGUAUAUAGUUUAUGUUGGGACAAUGAUGAUGGGUUGCAAGUUAAAAGUUGGUGGGAACAACAAUCAAACUGGAACUAAACUGAAUGAAACUGGCACAAAAACUUUGUGAAAAAUAGUUUUUGUUGCUUCUGAUUUCAGUUUGUCCAGAAUUAUAAUGGUGAUUGUCUCUAGAUGUGCAUCCCUGUCAGACUGGGGUCAGGACUUGGUGUUGCUGUGGUUAUCCUAAUAGUUUAUUUGUUUGUUGUCUGUUUGUGAAGCACUUUUACUUUUUGAGAGGUGCUCUAUAAAUAGCAACUUAUCCACUUAUAGGAAGAAUUGAUUUCCAAUGCAUGGAUUAAGAACAACAAGGCUCAGCUUGUCAGGCUCAGCUCAGUGUUGGAAUUAAUCUCACAUUCAUCAGGGCUGAAUCAUCUAAAAGUGGUUAGCCCUAUUUAAAAAUGCCAAGUUGUGAAGUUCUGGCUUUUUAGUAUGUUAGUGUCCGCAUGGUAACACUUUCACAAAUCUGUUAAUAUUACCAUCGCAACAUUUGCAUGCUAAUGGAAAAACCUAGAUUAAUUAAAGUUAAUUUAAACAGGGGUGAGUCUGACAAACUGAAGGCAAGCUAUACUAGCCUGAGAAGUCCUGAAAUGUCCAGAAUCCUACAGAGAUGCAGUAAAAAAAAGGAACCGAUACUUGUCUAUUGACUUGAUUGUUCAGCAUCAAUAUUGGACUACCCAAAUGAAUUGUUACCAAAUUAUUAUUAUUAUGAUUAUUUUUCAGAUUUAUUAUUAUGAUUAUUAUUAUUAAGUGCCUGUUAUCUAUCCCUUUAACAUGUUUAGAGCUGGAGAAAACUUUUAGAUGUUACAAAGAAGAGUGACACUGAAUUAGCUUCAGAAUUUAAGACCUUAAAUGUCGAUCAAAUAUACUCUUUUCAUCUCCUCCCGAGAACUACACCUCCAAGGAGGGUUUGUGCAUGUGGGGAAAUCGACCACCAGAGACAACGGAUGACUUACUUCAAGUAAUGGUGGAUAUUUUCUGUCCCCUGUUGUACAGUAUAACUGUAAAUAUUAAUUCUGUUACAGUAACAAUGCUCUGCUACAGUAACGAUAUUAUAAAAAUAUAACAGUAUUAAAAGGGAAUACAAAGACUACUUCAAAAAAGCCCUCCAUUUGAGUACAUUAGCACAAAAUACAGGGCACCCAUGUCUUAUGUAUCUAAUUAGAUUCAUGACCAUUUAUGACUGUUUUUAUAUUGUCAAAACAUACUGUAUAUUACAAUUUAGUUUUGAGCCACUUGCAAGGUCCAUAAAACAAGCACAUUUACUCGUAUGGCAUUAUGCUACCACAGUGUUGCUUACUGUACAUGUAUCCAUGGAAAUGUCUGAAGAUUUUACACCUAAUACCUUGCCUAUGUACUUUUUUUGCUAUUUUGUUGGGAUCAUUAUAUCAGCUUAUUUUAAAUGAAUGUUUCAUAUAAUAAUCUAUUUCUCAUUAAAAUGCUAUAUUUAAUAAGAAGA